AAUAUGGUGGCAGCCUCAGACAUCUCAGUUCCGGGGACGCCUCACCCCAAUGAGGACGAGGUGCAGGAGGUGAUGGAAGAGGACUACCCAGAUCCCCCAACACCAGAGCCAGCGGAAUUUGAAGAGCUCGAAGAAGAGGAGGAUGUCAUCGAUCUUCGGGUUUAUAGUGUGCUGGGCAGACUUUAUCACUUCAAUCUGCUACAGCUGCCGCCCCAGCCUCGUGUCGCAGGAGCCUGGACAAUCACUCAAU
Candidula unifasciata is the source of this 250-nucleotide messenger RNA. Lineage: Eukaryota; Metazoa; Mollusca; Gastropoda; Stylommatophora; Geomitridae. The record is from the annotation of a GenBank genome assembly.